UUGAACAAAAUGGAGGAUUUAAAAUAUGACGGCACGGAGCGCCUGGCUGUGGAUUACGUGGAGGGGAUUCUGCAGCCCACGCCCACCUGUGACACCUGGGAUCAGAUCUGGAACUUCCAAGUCAGGCCUGAUGAUCUGCUCAUUUCCACCUACCCGAAAGCAGGAACAACCUGGACGCAGGAGAUCGUGGACCUGAUACAAAACGAGGGUGAUAUUGACAGAAGCCAGCGGGCACCUACUCAUGAGCGAUUCCCCUUCAUCGAGUGGAAAAUCCCGGGCAUGGAAUCUGGCUUGGAACAAGCUAAUGCAAUGCCCUCACCACGGAUCCUAAAGACGCACCUUCCCAUCCACUUGCUGCCACCAUCCUUCCUGGAGAAAAACUGUAAGAUAAUCUACGUAGCAAGAAACCCCAAGGACAGCAUGGUGUCUUAUUACCACUUCCACAGGAUGAAUAAAGGGCUUCCUGCUCCAGGAACCUGGGAAGAGUACUUUGAGAGUUUCCUGGCCGGGGACGUGUGUUGGGGCUCCUGGUACGAGCACGUGAAGGGAUGGUGGGAUGCCAAGGACCAGCACCGCAUCCUCUACCUCUUCUACGAGGACAUGAAGAGGAACCCAAAGCAUGAAAUUCUGAAGUUGGCAGAAUUUAUUGGAAAGAGCCUAGAUGAUAAAGUUCUGGAUACAAUUGUCCAUUACAGUUCAUUUGACGUCAUGAAGCAGAACCCGAUGGCAAACUACACGUCGAUUCCAGCUCCAUUCAUGAACCACUCUAUUUCUCCAUUCAUGAGAAAAGGGGCUGUGGGAGAUUGGAAGAAUCACUUCACUGUGGCCCAGAACGAGAGAUUUGAUGAAGAUCACAAGAGGAAGAUGGCUGACACCACUCUAACUUCCCACAUCCGAUUCUUGUAA
This is a messenger RNA of Lagenorhynchus albirostris (white-beaked dolphin), 906 nucleotides long. RefSeq names its product sulfotransferase 1C4-like. Gene Ontology annotation, biological process: sulfation. The coding region runs from base 10 to 906 and encodes 298 amino acids. Gene Ontology annotation, cellular component: cytoplasm. Gene Ontology annotation, molecular function: sulfotransferase activity. The transcript has 7 exons. Lineage: Eukaryota; Metazoa; Chordata; Mammalia; Artiodactyla; Delphinidae. The record is from RefSeq and is a predicted model, not a curated record.